CGAUGAUAUACUGGCCGGGCAGGUCAUAUAAGACUCGUGGGGAACCCCUAAAGACUCUUAAACGCCUGAAUUGACCUUGCUCCUCGGUAAAUCUUGGGUUCGGUUGCUAACCAUGAGAUUUCCUAUCUUUGCUGCGGCGUUCGCCACGGCCUCGGCGGCCCCGACUCUCGACUGGGCGGCAGCCUACGAGAAGGCAAAUUCUUCGUUGACGAAGCUGUCGCAGAAUGACAAAAUCAACAUCGUUACAGGAGUAGGCUGGAAUAAAGGACCCUGCGUUGGUAACACGGCGCCGGUGAGUUCUAUCAGCUAUCCUCAGCUGUGCUUACAAGACGGACCUCUCGGCGUCCGAUUUGCCACGGGGAAUAACGCCUUCGUUCCGGGAAUCCAAGUCGCGGCGACUUGGGAUCGCGCCUUGAUGAGGGAACGGGGACAGUUUAUGGCUGAGGAGACGAAAGGGUGCGGCGUACAUGUGUUGCUAGGUCCCGUCGCCGGUCCUCUCGGUAAGAAUCCUGCAGGCGGGCGAAACUGGGAGGGCUUCGGCGCCGACCCCUACUUGCAAGGCAUCGCCAUGGCGGAAACUAUUGAGGGCAUGCAGAGCGUUGGUGUUCAGGCCAAUGCGAAGCAUUACAUCCUUAACGAGCAAGAGCUGAACCGCGAGACCAUAAGCUCUAACAUUGACGACCGAACUAUACAUGAGCUUUACCUCUGGCCCUUUGCAGAUGCCGUACAUGCAAACGUCGCAUCAGUCAUGUGCUCUUAUAAUAAGAUCAAUGGCACUUGGGCAUGCGAGAACCCGUACGUUAUAGACACGCUCUUGAAGAAAGAGCUGGGCUUCCAAGGAUACGUGAUGACGGACUGGAAUGCACAACAUUCUACUGUCGAAGCUGCGACCUCCGGACUUGACAUGACCAUGCCUGGCACUGAUUUCAACGGCGGGUCUCAGUACUGGGGCUCGAAGUUGACCCAGGCUGUAAGCAGUGGUCAGGUGCCGCAGUCGCGUCUCGAUGACAUGGUGCGCCGAAUUCUGGUGGCGUGGUACUUGCUAGGCCAGGACAGCGGCUAUCCCGUGACCAACCUCAAGGCGAACGUGCAAGGAACUCACAAGACAAAUAUUCGCGCGACGGCUAGAGACGGAAUCGUCCUACUAAAGAACGAAGGAGGUAUUCUCCCUCUGAAGAAACCCGGCAAGCUCGGAUUAGUCGGCUCUGCUGCUGUUGCCAACCCCCAAGGAAUCAACUCUUGUACCGACCAGGGAUGCAACGCUGGUGCCCUCGGAAUGGGUUGGGGCUCUGGAACUGCAUCUUAUCCGUAUUUUAGCGCUCCGGCAGAUGCCAUUAAGACUCGAGCCCAGGCCGACGGGACGCAGAUCAGCUUGUCCUCGUCUGACAGCAUCAGCUCCGUGAGCUCGGCGGUCGACGGGGCGGAUGCCGCUAUCGUAUUCGUUACUUCCGACAGCGGUGAAGGAUACAUUACGGUGGAAGACAAUGUGGGCGACCGCAAUCAUCUCGAUCCGUGGCAUAAUGGCAACGAGCUUGUUAAGGCUGUUGCUGCAGCGAGUGAUAAUGUGAUUGUUGUCGUGCACUCCGUCGGCCCCGUCAUUCUCGAGACGAUUCUAGCGCAACCGAACGUCAAGGCGAUCGUGUGGGCUGGUCUCCCGUCUCAAGAGAAUGGCAAUGCGCUCGUAGACGUACUCUACGGAGAUACAAACCCUUCAGGAAAGCUGCCGUACACUAUUGCUAAGUCUGCCGCUGAUUACGGAAUUAAAACCAGUCAAGGCAAUGACGACUUUAAGGAGGGUCUGUAUAUUGACUACCGCAAGUUCGAUAAAGAAGGUAUCGCACCGAGGUACGAAUUUGGCUAUGGUAUAUCGUAUACCAACUUCACUUACUCCGAUAUUUUUGUUGAUGGGCGGCCAACGGCGGGCCCUGCAACUGGGGAUAUCAUCCCGGGAGGGCAUGCUGACCUCUGGGAGACGGUAGUGACUGUUACCGCCACAAUUACCAACUCGGGCGCUGUUCAAGGCGCCGAGGUAGCACAGUUAUACAUAGGCUAUCCAGAGUCCGCCGCCACGCCGCCAAAGCAGCUUCGCGGGUUCGAGAAAUUGGCCCUAGAGCCAGGCGCUGAGGACACCGUCGCCUUUGAAGUCAAGAGACGAGACUUGAGUGUUUGGGAUACGGCGAAACAAAACUGGGUUGUUCCCUCGGGUAUUUUCAACUUCACCGUCGGUGCGAGCAGCCGCGAUAUUCGACUGAGCGGCACCCUCGUGGUUCCAUAAUCGGAAAGGUGCAGACAAACCUCUUCCAUUUACCAUGUAUAGGUAUAUACCACUCGAGAUAUGUAUUCGAUAAGAAUCACUACGCCGAGGAAAAUAAUGAUGUAAAGAUCGAGUAGUACUUUCCUCAGCAGCGAUGCAGCGGCUAA
Molecule: messenger RNA, 2421 nt
Organism: Daldinia decipiens
Lineage: Eukaryota; Fungi; Ascomycota; Sordariomycetes; Xylariales; Hypoxylaceae
Product: glycoside hydrolase family 3 protein
Exons: 3
Coding region: 113-2275 (720 amino acids)
Biological process (GO): glucan catabolic process
Molecular function (GO): beta-glucosidase activity
Source: RefSeq, a predicted model, not a curated record